Ambispora leptoticha is the source of this 137-nucleotide messenger RNA. The record is from the annotation of a GenBank genome assembly. Lineage: Eukaryota; Fungi; Glomeromycota; Glomeromycetes; Archaeosporales; Ambisporaceae.
ACUCACAGGAAGAAGAUAAAGAGUCUAGUAACAGUGAUCAAGGGAAAUCAUUCACUGCAGGGAUAAUAAAUAAUUAUCGAGGUAGACAUGGUCAUGGCCACCCAAGAUCAAGCAAUACUACCCAAGUUGAUCAAUAA